This is a messenger RNA of Glycine soja, 2526 nucleotides long. Its product is annotated as G-type lectin S-receptor-like serine/threonine-protein kinase At1g67520. The coding region runs from base 106 to 2451 and encodes 781 amino acids. The transcript has 7 exons. Gene Ontology annotation, molecular function: protein serine/threonine kinase activity; ATP binding. The record is from RefSeq and is a predicted model, not a curated record. NCBI's taxonomy places the organism in Eukaryota, Viridiplantae, Streptophyta, Magnoliopsida, Fabales, Fabaceae. Gene Ontology annotation, biological process: protein phosphorylation.
AUGAAGUUGAAAGUAAUGCGAACCACAGAUUAUUCCAAAUUGAUAAACUAUCAUCCCUAAUCACAACGAAGAAACAUCUUGCAGUCUAACUUUCAGUACUUGAAGAUGGUCAGCUGUAAAACUCAAUUCCUGCUAGUUUUUGUAUACUUGUGGUUGUGGUGGACUACUUGUAGCCACGUUAUUUCUGCAAAGCACAGUUUGAAGCCCGGAGAAAAACUAAAUUCCAAAACCAAUAUUUGUUCAGAAAACGGUAUAUAUUGCAUUAGUUUUUCUUCAUCAACUGGAGACUGUUACUUGCAAAUAGUUAGGAAAAGAGGAGAUAGUUGGAGUGUGUGGUUUGCUAAUAGAAAUGAACCUGUUGACGCGGAAUCCGCAGUUCUGUUGCUAGAUCACUCUGGUGUACUGAAAAUAGAAUCAAAACACAGGGAAUUACCCAUCAUUCUUUACUUUUCACCUCAACCAGCCAACAACACUAUGGCCACACUCUUAGAUACAGGCAACUUUGUGCUGCAACAGCUUCACCCCAAUGGAACAAAGAGUGUGCUGUGGCAAAGUUUUGAUUAUCCUACUGAUAAUUUGCUCCCCGGGAUGAAGUUAGGAGUCAGUUACAAAACUAGUCAUAAUUGGUCACUAGUUUCAUGGCUAACUUCUGAAAUCCCAAAUCUUGGAGCUUUCAGUCUUGAAUGGCAACCCAGAACAAGAGAAUUGAUCAUCAAGCGACGAGAACAAUUGUGCUGGACAAGUGGAGAACUGAGAAACAAAGAGGGAUUCAUGCACAACACACACUACAGGAUUGUAUCAAACGAAAACGAAAGCUACUUCACAAUUACAACUUCAAAUGAAGAGCUUACAAGAUGGGUGCUAUUAGAAACUGGGCAGCUGAUAAAUCGGAAUGGAGGCGAUGACGUUGCGAGGGCCGAUAUGUGUUAUGGAUACAACACAGAUGGAGGGUGCCAAAAGUGGGACGAGAUACCCAUCUGCAGGCAUCGUGGCGAUGCAUUUGAGGACAGGUUAGGUUACCCCAGUACAAACAUGGAAAGCUAUCUAGCAAACUCGAGUUAUGGCCCAAGUGAUUGUCAGGAUAUUUGCUGGAAAAAUUGCAGUUGUAUUGCAUACAGUGAUUAUGAUGGUAAUAAUGGAACUGGCUGUACAUUCUAUCAUUGGAAUUCAACCAAAGGUACUAAUUUAGCAAGUGGCGGCAUGAAGUUUCGCUUAUUGGUAAAGAACACCGAUCACAAAGGUACAAAAAAGUGGAUAUGGAUAACUAUUCUAAUAGUAGCAACUCUAGUUGUAAUCAGCGCUUUCGUUCUGUUUCUGGCCUUGAAGAAUAGAAAACUUUUGUUUAAAGAGGAAAGAAGAAAAGGAAUGAAGACUAAUAAGAUGACAGAUUUAGCAACUGCAAAUAGAUUCUAUGAUGUCAAAGAUCUUGAAGAUGAGUUCAAGAAGAGACAGGAUCUAAAAGUAUUAAACUAUACAUCAGUACUGUCAGCAACCGAUGAUUUUUCAACUGAAAACAAGUUAGGACAAGGAGGCUUUGGGCCUGUUUAUAAGGGAAUCCUACCAACUGGGCAAGAAGUUGCCAUCAAAAGACUUUCAAAAACAUCUACACAAGGAAUUGUGGAAUUCAAAAAUGAACUAAUGCUUAUAUCUGAACUUCAGCACACGAAUCUUGUACAGCUACUUGGAUUCUGCAUUCAUGAAGAAGAGAGAAUUCUAAUUUACGAGUAUAUGCCAAACAAAAGCUUGGAUUUCUAUUUGUUCGAUUGCACUAGAAGCAUGUUACUAGACUGGAAGAAGCGCUUCAACAUAAUAGAAGGGAUGUCUCAAGGAAUACUCUAUCUUCAUAAGUACUCAAGACUAAAAAUCAUUCACAGAGACUUGAAAGCUAGUAACAUACUACUUGAUGAGAAUAUGAACCCAAAAAUUUCUGAUUUUGGAUUGGCAAGAAUGUUUAUGCAACAAGAGUCCACAGGAACUACUAGUAGGAUUGUUGGGACAUAUGGGUACAUGUCUCCUGAAUAUGCCAUGGAAGGAUCUUUCUCGACAAAAUCUGAUGUCUAUAGCUUUGGAGUGUUGCUACUUGAAAUUGUCAGUGGGAGAAAAAACACUAGUUUCUAUGAUGUUGACCACCUUUUAAACCUAAUUGGACAUGCAUGGGAAUUAUGGAAUCAAGGUGAGUCUCUACAGUUAUUGGACCCAUCACUAAAUGACUCUUUUGAUCCUGAUGAAAUGAAAAGAUGCAUCCAUGUUGGUCUCUUAUGCAUAGAACACUAUGCAAAUGAUCGACCUACAAUGUCUAAUGUCAUAUCAAUGUUAACAAAUGAAAGUGCACCAGUUACCUUACCCCGAAGACCAGCAUUAUAUGUGGAAAGAAAAAAUUUUGAUGGCAAAACAUCUUCCAAAGAGUUAUGUGUAGACUCUACAGAUGAAUUUACUGCUUCCACUUAUUAAUAACGUUAUACCAUGAGAUAUUUAUUUUUUCCUUAUUUUCAUUUCUAGCUGAUUUAAUUUAGAAUUAUUUCUAUA